Messenger RNA from Ruditapes philippinarum (Manila clam), 4514 nucleotides. RefSeq names its product patched domain-containing protein 4-like. Bases 974 to 3664 code for a protein of 896 amino acids. The record is from RefSeq and is a predicted model, not a curated record. NCBI's taxonomy places the organism in Eukaryota, Metazoa, Mollusca, Bivalvia, Venerida, Veneridae. Gene Ontology annotation, cellular component: membrane. The transcript is spliced from 4 exons.
GUUAUAUAAUUUUAGACAAAUUUAGCGAUAAGCAACAAUUCAUGACAGGUCAACAUUACUUGUAGUGACUGGUACAAACAAGAGCCGGUUGAACCGAGUGAAGUUCCCCGACUAGGUUUUGGACACAGAAAAGUAUAUCCUUUCAGAGUUAUGUCCCAGAGAAAGUUCAGAGUGUGAUAAUUCCAAUCUUAGGCAAGGCAGAGUUACUGUUCUUUGCACUGCUCUUCUACUCAAUUAGAUCUAUCUACUGAUAUGCGCGCGGCACGUCGUCUUAAUAUGGUAAUCAUUUCUGUGAAAUAGUUGUAAAAUCCGACUAUAAAUAAAGAAGUUAUGGACCGGACACGAUUUUGCUGCAAGGUCAUGAUGUAACCUUGACCUUCAAGGUAGCGACGCAAAUGUUGCGCGCGACACGUCGUCUCAAUAUGGUGAUCAUUUCUGUGAAAUAGUUGUAAAAUCCGACUUCAAAUAACAAAGUAAUGAGCCGGACACGAUUUUUCUGCAACGUCAUGCUGUGGCCUUGACCUUCAAUGUAGCGACCCAAAUUUUGCGCUCGACACGUCGUCUCAAUAUGGUGAUCAUUUAUGUGAAAUAGUUGUAAAAUCUGACUUCAAAUAACGAAGUUAUGGGCCGGACACGAAUUAGGGACGUACGGACGGACUGACGGAAGGACGGUCAACCCGGCGACUACUAGAAUAUGCUCCCCCGAGCAUAAAAAUAUGAAAAACAAGAUCAUCAAGGAAGGGUGGCGUUCAAUGAACGCAACCCCCGCACGACCCAGUACGGCCUCGUAAAUCACACAUGUACAAAUACAAAACAAAAACGAGAAUAAAGAUCAACAAGGCAAAGGCGCAGCCCCCGACACACCAAGAGCAAGGCAGCCAGAAGGCACCAAACCAAAAUCGGGACUGGACAUGAUGGCGGCGAAAGGAAGAGGGACACGUUAUGUUUGAAAUGAAGUAUUGAGACAUUAACCAUGGCUUAUACAGAAAAGAUAAAGUCGUUGUUCGGGUCAUUUGCACUCUUCAUUGCAUCACAUCCAUGGAAGUUCUGUCUUAUAGGGUUUCUUAUUAACGGUUUCUUAGGGCUUGGCAUGUUAAAUCUACCACGUAAACAUCUGCUAAACAAUAACAUCGAGGAUGUUUAUAUGCCACGGGAUACAGAAACAGAAAAGAUGGCACAAGAGAUUUUGAAAAAAUUUCCAGAGCACAGUAAAGAUGCAUUUUAUCAUCACCAGUCUAUCCAGCAGCCGCUCUUUGCGGAACUCGUCAUUUGGGAACAAAACAAAGAAAGUAUAAUAAAUGAAUCAUUUCAUGAGAUAUUAAGCUCUUUGAUUGAAGAAAUAAAAAACUUAUCUUUUACAAGCGUCGACGGAAAUGACUCAAAUUUUUAUGAUAUAUGUACCCGGAGAAACGAUAAAUGCGUUGUUAGUGGAGAAACUAUCAUUGAUAAUCUAAAGGAUAGUAAAGACGGAACAAUUCCCGUGAAAUCGCUGAUGCCUAAAAAUACAACAAUUUUAGAAAAUCCACUUUUUCAACUAGCUGAUUACCAAGUGGCAAACGACACUCUUGUCACGGCAACCUACCUUAGAAUCCGUUAUAAUCUCUGUCAUGAUACGCCGAAACAAGCCGAAAAUGCAGGUAAAUGGAUGGAUCGCUUUGUGAGCCAAAUGAAAGAAUCUACCGAAAAAUUGCAUUCAAAAAAUCUGAUUUUUGCAUUUUCCAAUUCGAAGUCAUUUCUGGAAGAAAUAGGAAAUGACACUUUUACCGAUAUACCUUAUUUCUCAUUCGUGUUCACCGUAUAUUUAAUUUACAUUGGUUUCACUAUGUCUGGUGGUAACAUUCUGGCAAAAAGAGCACACAUCGGUAGAAUGGGAGUCAUCGUGACGCCGACAAGUGUUUUGGGAGCAUGGGGAAUACUUAUGGCCUGCAAGGUGGAGUUUACAAAUGUUUUAGGAAUCACUCCAGUUCUAAUUGUUUGUCACCAGAUCAUCAAUACUAUGAUCACUCUAUCACAUCUAGCAGAUGCAAAUGACAUUUCAGAUGGAAAGAAACGUGUUGCUUAUGCUGUGAGAAUGUCCUCAAUUCCCAUCACUGUUACAAUGAUGUGUUAUAUGAUUCCAUUUGCUACAGCAAUAGUGUCAAAAUAUUACGCCGUGGAAUUGGUGGGCAUUUAUAUGGUGACUACCAUAUUGUUUAAUUACGUGAACCACUUUGUAUUUUACACGGCAUGCCUUGCUAUACACGAGCAACGAAUCGACGCCGGGCGUCAUUGCUGUAUUUGCAUUAAGUUGAGAACAAGAGAAGAGCUAGAAGGGCGUAACUGUUGCAUUAUAUGCUGCUGUAGCGGAAGCCGACCAAACUCAAGAACUGACACCGAAAGCUCCAUAGAAAAAUUGACACGAAUAAUCAUGUUACGUGUUUUGUUAACUACUCCUGUAAAGAUUAUAGCUUUUGUGUCUUUACUUGUAUUAGUUGGGUCAACACUAUUUGGACUUGUAAAUGUUAAUAUAGAUGUAUUCCAGAAAAAUGAAGUUCUGCCGACUUCGUACUUUUAUAACUGGAAUGAAGUUGUAGAUGAACAAUUUAAAUAUCGGCCAAUCAUUCAGUUUGUUACAUACCAUCCUAGUGGGUAUUUGAACGAUUCCUCGUCUGUUUUAGAGUUAAAACAAAAGCUGGUUGAUAAGCAACAGAACUUAUUGUCAUGGUCCGACGUUUACAGAGACAAAAAUUACCCAAAUGCUUCAUCAGAAUCAGACCUUUACAAAUCAAUAAAGAACGAUUUUUUUAAAAAAGAAGCAGCAUUUGUAAAUGAUAUAUAUUUUGAUGAAUCACGCUCAGUUAUAACCGCAUCUAGAUUUUAUAUACAGUCAAAAGAUAUUGUUUCGAGUAAAGAACUCAUUUCACUCAAACAUGAUUUAUUGUGUAUUGCUGAGAAAUUUGAUGACAUCUUAAAAGACAAAUAUCAAAACUUUAAUAAAAAAUUUCUACCUAUCAGUUCUGACACAGACAUCGGCUUUAUUCAAGUGCAUUCCCCCGACUUCUUUCAAAUUGAUGACUUUCUUAGACCUCUCUGGGAAAUUCUGAUAUUUACUGGUACCCAACUUGGGAUUCUUUUCCUACUUUUUCUUCUUCUUAAACCAAGUAUCCGAUUUCUUCUUCUACUGCUGAUAACUUAUAUCUUAAUGACAAUGUCUAUUUUUGGUAUAUCUAACUUCGUUGGAGUUUAUCUGACUCAGGUCUCGCUGAUUAUGUAUCUCGUGGCAGGAUGCUUCUGUGUCGAUAUCAUAGUACACAUAUUUUAUGCUUUUUCUCAAGCGCCAUGCGAUAAUAAAGCAGGAUGCCUUAACACGGUUCUCAGUAGUAGCAUCCAAUCGGUAUUCCAUGCAGUUUUUGGAUUAUUUCUAGGUAUAUUGGUACUUUUUGUAGUGCAUUCGUAUGUUUUCGUCACUGUGUUCCGAAUAUCAAUUCUAACUUACAGUAUUUGUAUUUUGUUUACCAUUCUGUGGAUUCCAAGUGUAUUUUCCAUAGUUGGACCCGUUGAUUCAACAUCCCAGCCUGAAACAAUUAGCAUUUACAGAGUCGAAAACGUGUUGGAUAAACGACAAUCACGUAGCGCUGGCGGUAUGGAAAAUCCAUCAUUUGAGCAUAAUUCAAAACAUGAAUAGAUUUAGAUAAAUGAGUAUCUUAUUAGGAAUCUCCGUUUAGAGAUAAUGUAAUGAAAUGAUAGGGAUAAAUUACAUACUUGUUGAAUUUGUGUAUGUGUGUGUGGGUUUUUUUUAUUAAUGUUUAAACAGAAAAUUCAUGCAUCUCAAUUUCAAAAGUUACACGUGUUUCUUUCUCAUAUAUUUUUGUUUCAUUUUUGUAUUGCAUGCAAAAAACAUUGCGAAAAACACUUAAAAGCGAAAUAUACUUAAAUUUCAAGUACAGUGACGAAAACAACAUACAGGUACUUGUAAAGUGAAACUAAAUAACAGUUUAAUGGAUAGAAUAUAUCAUAUGUAAUUUUCAUGAAAAUGCAUUUACCAAACCUUGAACGUGUAAAAGCCAACCUUUUCCUGACAGACGCAAUAACGAAUAUCUCAGAACGGUUUGUUUAGCUAAAUGCAUGGUGCAUUUUUGUGUGUAGACUUGGUCAUUGAAGUUGUAUGAAUGAUCAUUUGUGCUAGUGACACUAUACUUAUUGAAAAAAGUAAUUCAUGGAGGACUUUACAGACUUUAAAUAUCUUAUCAUUGUAUUUUUUGUUAUUUGCAAAUCAAAUAAAGAAAAACAAAAUCCCUAAAGAAAGCUCAACACGAUUAAACUGAAAAUGUUGCAGGCUCGGUUUGAUUGAGCCUGUUCAUGGACGGUUGUGCUUAUUGCAAGCUACCGUCCACAUCCCCUAGCACCGGCUUAUGCAGAAUUCAAAAUUUAACAUACAAUGUAUAUCGUAUGAUGCUUUUUUUUAUUAUUCACUGAUGUUAGAAAUGAUUUGUACAUGUAUCUGUAAAUGUUUGAUAAAUAAAGUUUGUAUACUA